AUGCGGUACUGCCUCGGAGACCCCUCUGAUCACGGUGCCAUCUGGGCCGCCCUCGCCUUCAUGCCAUUCGGGCUAUUUUUCGAUUUUAUGGACGGCAAGAUCGCUCGGUGGAGGAAGAAGUCCUCUCUUAUGGGACAAGAACUCGACUCUCUGGCAGAUUUGAUCUCCUUCGGCAUGGCGCCCGCCGCGGCCGCAUUCGCGCUCGGAGCUCGCACGUCUUUGGACCAUCUCCUGCUUGCCUUCUUUGUCCUCUGCGGUCUGACCCGGCUGGCACGAUUCAACGUGACGGUCGCCGUCUUGCCCAAGGACAAGUCCGGCAAAUCGAAGUAUUUCGAAGGCACGCCCAUCCCCACCACACUAUCUAUCGCUUCCUUGAUGGCGUACUGGGUCUCGAAGGGGUGGAUCCAGGAGGACCUGCCGCUGGGUCUUGUCGCGCAGGGCACGAUCUUUGAAUUCCAUCCCGUGGUGCUCCUUUUCGUCCUGCACGGCUGCCUGAUGGUCAGCAAGUCCAUACAUAUCCCUAAGCCCUGA
Molecule: messenger RNA, 531 nt
Organism: Aspergillus melleus
Lineage: Eukaryota; Fungi; Ascomycota; Eurotiomycetes; Eurotiales; Aspergillaceae
Gene: CHO1
Product: CDP-diacylglycerol-serine O-phosphatidyltransferase
Exons: 2
Coding region: 1-531 (176 amino acids)
Biological process (GO): phospholipid biosynthetic process
Cellular component (GO): membrane
Molecular function (GO): phosphotransferase activity, for other substituted phosphate groups
Source: RefSeq, a predicted model, not a curated record